Messenger RNA from Cyprinus carpio (common carp), 1566 nucleotides. Its product is annotated as acyl-coenzyme A thioesterase THEM4-like. The record is from RefSeq and is a predicted model, not a curated record. Lineage: Eukaryota; Metazoa; Chordata; Actinopteri; Cypriniformes; Cyprinidae.
GCCAAUCACCGAUGACAUCCGUGACUCUGAUGAAAGUCACACUGUUCUGUUCACCGGCUAGUCUUGUAUCUUCACUUUAAAGUUGUCUGUCUUUUUAUACAGUAUUCUAUUGAUAAUUGAUUGAUUUGAUAAAGGCUUUCUUUCAUAUGUUUUCAAUCGUUUUUCAGUUUUUAGAUGAAAAAGAACUGACAGUCAGCGUGUGUGGAAAUCUGGGAGGUGGAAAUGCCUUCAGUUAAUUGCAUCAUGUAACGUUACAAGAUACUCAUAUUCAUUUGUAGCAAUAAGACACUAAGGAUUUUAUUCUGCCCGGAAAGACUGAUUUACAGUCAUGUUAGGACAGAUAGUGAGAAGCCUUGGCCGCAUGCAGCAGCUCUCUAAUGGACUGAAGGGCGUCCGUCUUCAUCAGCUGCUCUCUAAAGAGACCCACGGGCACCUGCAGACCUCACUCGAGAACACCAGAGCCAUCUCGACGGUGUCACUGUGGCCAUUCUCAUCUCAGCCACGGGACUUCAGCCAGCCCAACUCCUCAUGGAGUCCAGAGAUGCGCAAGGUUUACGACCACUAUAAUACUCUGUGUGACCCUGACACCGAAAAUGGUGAGGAAAAAAGGGGGCCGUGGAGGAAGUUGCCCAGCUACAACCGUUCCAUUAAAUAUGCAGCUGGCGGCAUUCACCUCAGCAAACUGAUUCAGGCCAAAGCUCGACUUUUCACGAGAAAUGUUAAAGAGCAAGGCGCUACGUUUGAGUAUGUGGUGUUUGUCAAUAAGGAGGAGAAGAGAUGUGUUUGUGUCUUUCAGGCAGGACAUUUACUAGAAGGUGCACCUGGGCAUGUACAUGGUGGAGCCAUAGCCACCAUGAUUGACACAGUGACAGGUACUCUUGCCGGUUUCCUCUCAGGACCAAUUAUGACUGCCAAUCUCAACAUAGACUACCGCAGUCCAAUGCCUCUGGGUAGUGUGGUUUUAAUCCACAGUGCUCUGGAUCGAAAAGAGAGGAGGAAAACAUACAUCACUUGCAAAGUGAGCAGCACUGAUGAGUCCAAACUCUACACAGAAGCCACAGCUCUAUUUGUUUCAAUAGGUGUCGGCCAUUUAUUUGGAUCACGAAACUGAAAGCUGUCUGGAAUCCACCACUGAGACAUGAACAGCAUGUGGGUGCAUAUCUGUACACACAUGAAGGAGAUUGCAGAUGGAGUGUGUGUGCACAGUGAACAACAGAUCAAGCUCUCUGAAUGAGCUAUUCAGAAAUACAUGUAUUUGAGUGAUGCAUUCAGUUACAUAUGGCUGCCUCGUAUUUUUAUUUUUUAAAAUGAAAAUGUGUUAACCUGGUAUAUUUAUUGAUACAGUAUUGAUCAUGAGGACAGUAUUUGGUAGGCUAUUACAAGUAUUAUAUAACCAAAACUUCUGUAAUAUAUUUUAGCAGUACUGUAUUUCAUAUUUUGUUAAAGAGAAUCUGACUUUUGUUACAAAUGGAAUGUUGUGCAUUUAAAGUAUCUUAUUGUUAUUUCUAGGGAAUAAAAUUUAUAACUGCCUUCAUUAAUGCCAUUAAAGUCUGUAAUUAAAAAUUG